Molecule: messenger RNA, 1396 nt
Organism: Verruconis gallopava
Lineage: Eukaryota; Fungi; Ascomycota; Dothideomycetes; Venturiales; Sympoventuriaceae
Exons: 5
Coding region: 506-952 (148 amino acids)
Source: RefSeq, a predicted model, not a curated record
CAACUUUCAACAUCGCCUCCCAUAACCCCCAUCUAUACUUCUUCGGACCAUUUGAUCAUCGUUAUUAGGCAAUUCCUUAGUUAUCUCUUUCCUAGUUGUUUCGACUUCAUCCAUAGACCGACAAUUUAAAAUUGCCUUCCGUUUUGAGACCUGAAAAUACUGAAGCGAAGAGAUUUCUUGCCGUCGGGUCUUUCAACAACUCGAAGUUCUCAAAACAGAAGAUAGUGAGCCAGAUAUGCUUCUAGCAAAGGAGAUCAUGUUAUAGUUUGGGUGUAAUUGUGGGCAGUUUCUUGCCUGUCUUUUCUACAGCCGUUUCGAGUUCAUGAUCUAAUCCCCCUUAAACCAAGAACCCUGAAGCAUCAAUUUUAAUAUAAUUUGCAUAAGCUUGCCUACUUUGAGUACGUCAUCCUGAGUCAAGUCGUGGUUUCUGCCUUCGUCAAAGUAAAUUGCCUCCAGCCACUCUGGGAGCGUAUAACCUGACUUCUCCCCUGGUGAAGCGCUAUCCAUGGCGCGCCAUAUUUGUUACCACCACUCCGGCAGUUUAUCAUUGGCAAUUUUCAGCAUUUGGCGUACAAGAAUCCUAGCGAAAAUUGUCCACGCGAUAAUCGAACUUCUCUCUAAAUAUGAUCUUAGGUGCUUGGACAGGACGCGAUGUAUGAAGCUUGUCAGGAAGUCAUUUUUGAAAAAAGAUUCGCCAAAGUCAACUAUUUUAAUCGGACAGGAAAGAACUGAGAGAUCUGUUGGAUACGAAGCGGGUCUGGCAAGAUAUUUAGGUAUUCCGGGUUCUAGUGGCUUUCCGUCUUUUCUUCUGAUUAAUCCGGUCUCCGGGUUUCCGAGCUUCUGGAAAAACUUAUCUUCAACUAGGGAAUGUAAAGAAAGAAUAGUGAAAGCUAAGUUGCGAGUAUGCAGAUCUAACAUACAUAAGUCAGCUAAAAAUUUUGUGGAUUGUUAGCUCACCUCCAUGUCCGAUCUUAUGCUGAUGCAAAUAGUCCAGGCUGAGAAGAGCAUGUGUCGCGAUGAUUUUUGCAAGUUUUCCAGGAAAUCUCUUGCCGCGGAAGCGCGCAUCCAGUAGAUCAGGGAAGCUUGGCCUUAAAAACUUAAGUAUAAUGCAGCUAGCGAAUGUUUGAUAUAGCGCGUAAGACUUUGAAUUCGCGGUUGCCCUCUCUGUGUUCCGGCAAAAGUGAAUGUAAUCACAGAGUCAGAAGACAGAUAGGAAUCCUGGAAACCUCAAGUCAAAUAGCAUGAGGAAGUUGCGAGUGAGAAAUGCCUUUGAUUGAGAGACCUUACUGUUUAGGAGCCUGUACCGUGGAUACUUAAGCAUUUCCUCUAGGAUUCCACCCUCUCUCUCUCUUCUCACUACAACACACACACACUCACACUCACACACACACACACA